AGGCACCAGCAACCCUCCUGACCCCACUAAGGGACAAGGGUGAACAGAAAAUGGAUGGAUGGACUUAAGGGACAUAUUAAAAUAUUACUGUAGAUUUCUGCAAAUAUAUUGCGCUUGACCACACAAGUGUAAAAAUUUCACAUUUUCAUCAUUGCAUAUUUCUUGAGUUAGAUCUUUUUUUCUUCUAUUUUUAGAAUUUUAAUUUUGUUUAUUUAAUCUUUUUUUUUUUUACCUUUUUUGCCAUUUGAAAGUAGAUUUUUUUUCUACCCGAUGUUGUACUUCCCCAAGUUUACCACUUGGGGGCGGUGGUGUUGCUGGAAGAGUCAAUGAAUGAGACUGCAAAAGGACGGGAGGCUCAGACAAUGGAUGCGAUUAUCUCGCGUCUGCACCACAUCCCUCCGUGUUAUUGUUGAUCCAGGCCCGCCCAUACUCCACAGCAUCUCCGGGAAAGCCGAGGACAAUACUUAUCUAUUCAUUACAAGAUAGGAAGGUGAGUCUGCUGAGGAAGAAGGAAGAGAUGUGGACAAUAUUAGUAACCUGCGUAUAAAUAUUGUUUCUAUAAAGCAACGGAUGCUCGAAUAUUCUUAAUUAAGAAGCUCCAUUUGCUGUGAUGGACUUUCCAGGACAUUUCCAGCAUAUUUUCAAACAGCUCAACCACCAGCGCCUGCAUGGCCAACUAUGUGACUGUGUGGUGGUGGUUGGUGGUCAGAGCUUCCAGGCCCACUGCUCCAUCCUGGCUGCCAGCAGCUCUCACUUCAGGGCUCUCCUCAGCUCCAUUGAUGAGGGCUCAGGAGCUCAAGGAGAAGGAGCCCGCCAUGUGUUGGAGCUGGAUCCGGAGGUUGUGACACCAGAGGCCUUCUCCACCCUCCUGGACAUGAUCUACACCUCCUCCCUUUCCUUAGGGGCCUCCAAUGACAUGGACGUGUUGUUGGCUGCAUCCCAUCUCCACCUCAAUGCCGUGGUCAAAGCCUGCAAACUGCACUUGUCCAGGAAAAACUUUCCUGCCUCAGCACCUAAAGGCUGGAGGUCAGUGCAGCAUCACCAGCUGCAGCAAAGUCUGUGCUCUCAGGGGAAAACCGUUCCACAGCAUCUGGUAACCUCAGCCACAGAGGAAGACUCUGAGAUAGAAGAUAUGGGAAUGGAGGUGAGUCAAUCUGGAGAGGAUGAAAGCCAAGGCAUGGAGAGGAAUGAACAAUUCACAGCACAAUUUUUGAGACAAAAACGAAAGUCAGAUGAGGAGCUCCUUGGUGACAAGAAGAGGAUGUUUAACUACAAAGAGUGUUCACCCACUGUGACCAGGAGCACAGAGGAAAGAGGAGAACAUCUUUCAUCAUCAGGCUGCCUGAAGACGACUGGCAGGCAAUGGGACAACCGAGGUGACGAUGAAGAUGAGGAGGAAGAAAAAUAUGAGGCAACCAAGGGAGAGUUGGAAGAAAUCCAGCUGCCGUCUCAGUCAGACAGCAGCACAGGAGGGGCCGGAGUGUGGAAAAAGGCUGAUGAUACAGAUGGAGACACUGGGGUUAAAGUUCAAGUUGGAGAAGAGGAGCAGGAUGAACCAAAGAUACUGAUUGAGGUGAAAAUGGAAAAUAUGAGCUCCUACUCCAAUGAUUUAGACACAAUACCAAACAACUCUCCUCCAUCACCACUAGAGGCGCAAAUUGGUGAUGAAAAAAUGAACAUGGCUCACCCAGCAGAGGCUGAUGGUGUAACGUUAUCAUCACAGCUGUGCACAGAUGUUCACACAGAUACGUUGACAGGCUCUGGAGAUCUUGGUGGGGACACAGUGGACGGUGAAGGCCUGGACAGCUUCUCUGAACUUGCCUUUUCCUGCUUUCUCAAUCCCAGCAGUGAAAGUGUAAUGGGAGCUUUGGGGGAAGAAGAUACUCUAGCUAGUUUGACAGCUGCUGCUACUGCUGCUGCUGCCGCCAGUGAUGCUCCUACAGUUCCUGGAGAUGCAACGACACGGAGUCAAAUGGCAGAAGAAGCAAGUACGUCUUCUGUCCAGCCUUCCGACUCUUCAUCAUCUCUUGUUUUUCCAGUAACCCCUGUCCCUUUGCAGCAGAUUCUCCCAACUCAGAGCUCUGGAUUCAGUGAUACAAUCAUCCUCCAACCCAAUCAGAACUCCUUGGCAGGGUUCUUGAGCGGCAUCAGACCAAGUCUCAGCCUGGACGCCUCGCUCGUCCAACCCUCGAGGGCCGGAAAAAGCUCUGGGGCUCCGACUUUCCGUCGCAUCGCCCCCAAAGUAUUGCCUGGAUCAGAAACUUGCACAGACACUCCCUCUGGAACAGCAGGUGAUGGUACAGAUAGGCCAAGCCUGACUAGAGCUUCUGAGGAUGUACUCUCAAAGUGCAAGAAAGCUGCUGCUGAGGACCACGUGCUGCUGGUGGAAGGGGAAAAGAAAUACGCCUGCAAGAUCUGCUGCAAGACCUUCAUGAACCUGACGGACUGUAAGAAGCACAUUCGCGUCCACACUGGAGAGAAGCCCUAUCCUUGUCCAAAGUGCGGCAAGCGCUUCAGCCAGUCCUCCCACCUCUAUAAACACUCAAAAAACACCUGCAUGAAUUUUAAAGAUGAUCAGGCCUUCUCAGACUCUCUGCUUUAAUCUGUGCAAAAAACACAAUUUGGUCAAAGUCAUGAACGUUUAUCAUACUGAACUCGUAAAAUUCUUAACUUUAUCUGAUAU
Molecule: messenger RNA, 2683 nt
Organism: Gambusia affinis (western mosquitofish)
Lineage: Eukaryota; Metazoa; Chordata; Actinopteri; Cyprinodontiformes; Poeciliidae
Product: zinc finger and BTB domain-containing protein 5-like
Exons: 2
Coding region: 611-2602 (663 amino acids)
Biological process (GO): regulation of transcription by RNA polymerase II
Cellular component (GO): nucleus
Molecular function (GO): protein binding; RNA polymerase II cis-regulatory region sequence-specific DNA binding; DNA-binding transcription factor activity, RNA polymerase II-specific
Source: RefSeq, a predicted model, not a curated record